Molecule: messenger RNA, 998 nt
Organism: Williopsis jadinii
Lineage: Eukaryota; Fungi; Ascomycota; Saccharomycetes; Phaffomycetales; Wickerhamomycetaceae
Exons: 1
Coding region: 1-990 (329 amino acids)
Cellular component (GO): cytoplasm
Source: RefSeq, a predicted model, not a curated record
AUGAGAGUGAUAUCCGACGCACAGAUCAAUAAGCUUCUCCUUCCUCUUAAGGCGAGAGGUGUGGAGGACUUUCAAAGGGUCCUGUACACAGCACUGGCCAAGUACCAUGGUGAUCAUACGUUGAUUCCCGAGAGAAUUGUUGUCAACAGGCCGGAAUUAGACGCUGUGCACUUCUUCAUGCCAACGUUCUCGGAUCGUGUUGGUAUUAAGACACUUGGUGGGUCUAAGAAGGGAUUCGAAGGUGCAGUGAUGAUCAUGGACGAGAACACUGGAAUCCUGAAAGGCGUGUUGAGUGCCAGGGCCAUUACAGGGUUCAGAACUGCGCUGUGCUCUACAAUUCCAUUGAUGAAGUUCAUCGACAGAGAUGCUAGAGACCAGGUCAUGACUGUGUUCGGUAAUGGAUUACAAGCGUAUUGGCAUGUUAAGCUGACGUUGGAACUGUUUCCAUCGUACUUCAAAAAGGUUCAAAUAGCAGUGAGAAGUGUUAAUGACAAGUCCAAGGAAUUGCUAGACAGAUUACAGAAUGAAUAUCCACAGGUGGAGUUUCCACUGGAUGAUGAAAAGGAGGUUGAUCUUUCAACCUCCAAUGUCAUCUAUGGUUGUGUGCCAUCCACUGAACCGCGUAUCCUUUUCGACAAACUAGGUAUUGACAACCACAAGGUAUUCAUCUCCAUCAUUGGAAGCUACAAGCCUCACAUGUUUGAAGUUGACGACAAGAUUGUCCAAACUGCAAUGUCAAACGGUAAGAUAAUCGUGGAUUCGUAUGAUCAUACGCUUCAUGAAGCUGGUGAAUUGAUCAAGAACAACGUCACUCCUCAGAACUGUGUUGAGAUUGGAGAAUUGGAGAACCUCACCCCAGCAGACAUCAAUGGUGGCUCAAACUUGACUCUUUCAAAGAUUGUCGGGCUCGCCAUUAUGGAUAUCUCUGUAGGAAAUGAGAUCUUGGAAAGGGCAGAGAAGUUAGACAUUGGAACUGUGGUUGAGUUCUAAUCACUGAU